Erigeron canadensis is the source of this 1906-nucleotide messenger RNA. RefSeq lists its product as uncharacterized. The coding region runs from base 98 to 1705 and encodes 535 amino acids. Lineage: Eukaryota; Viridiplantae; Streptophyta; Magnoliopsida; Asterales; Asteraceae. The transcript is spliced from 7 exons. The record is from RefSeq and is a predicted model, not a curated record.
AUUCCACUCCCAAAACAGUUCAAUAAAUCAAAAAAAUCAAUGGAUCAUCACGCUGCAUAACAUCCAAUUUUUUUCAUUCCCUAUCAAUCAUCCAAAGAUGCAAUCAUCACCUCUAUCUCUAUCCAUUAUUAUUUUACUGUUAUUACUAGGUUUACAUACAUCAGUAGAUGGAUUCAAAUUACCCUUUAAAGUAAACGACGUGUUACCGGUUUUACCGCGUCAAAUAUCGUGGCCAGUUAUGAAUAGUUUCGGUAAAGCGGUUGAUUUAUUACCGUCUUUUGUUGGAACAAUUUCGCCGAAUAAUGGAAGUAUUAAUUGGAAAGGGUCUUGCUUUACUGUUAAUCAAGCUUAUAUGGAAUUUACCCAUGAAAAUAAUAAUAUUAAUCUUAAUAAAAAUGAUAUUAAUAGUGAUCAUAGUGGUCUUGGUGGUGGCAUCAUUUAUCUUAAGACCGAUGAAGCACACAGCUGGACAUGUAUGGAUCUUUAUGUUUUUGCGACGCCUUACAGUAUUACCUGGGACUACUACUUCACAGGACGUGAACAUACUUUGGAGUUUAAGUCCUGGGCGGAACCUGCAGAGUUGGAAUAUGUAAAGCAGCAUGGGGUCUCUGUAUUUCUGAUGCCUUCUGGAAUGCUAGGAACCUUGGUUUCUUUGGUUGAUGUUUUGCCUCUAUUUUCCAAUACAAAGUAUGGCCAAAAUGCAAACCUUGCUUUUCUGAAAGAUCACAUGGGUGCUACUUUUGAGACACGAGCUCAGCCAUGGCGUGCAACAAUCAAUCCAAAUGAUGUCCAUUCUGGUGAUUUUCUAGCAGUGUCAAAGAUCCGUGGACGAUGGGGUGGUUUUGAAACAUUGGAGAAGUGGGUUACAGGGGCAUUUGCAGGUCAUACUGCAGUUUGUAUGAAGGAUGAAUUUGGCAAUUUAUGGGUUGGGGAAUCAGGACAUGAGAACGAAAAGGGCGAAGAAAUUAUUGUGGUUAUUCCUUGGGAUGAAUGGUGGGAUUUGGCCCUCAAGGAUGAAUCUAACCCACAAAUAGCUUUGCUACCGUUACAUCCUGAGAUACGUGCUAAGUGGAACAAUACCGCAGCAUGGGAAUAUGCUCGGAGCAUGUCAGGCAAGCCUUACGGCUAUCAUAACAUGAUUUUUAGUUGGAUUGAUACCAUUGGUGACAAUUUCCCGCCACCUAUUGAUGCUCACUUGGUGAUUUCUGUCAUGUCUAUGUGGACUAGAAUGCAGCCAGCUUAUGCUGCAAACAUGUGGAACGAAGCGCUAAACAUGCGUCUUGGAACAGAGGGGUUGGAUUUGUACGGGAUUUUAGAAGAGACGGAAAAGCGAGGCAUAUCAUUUGAUGAGUUGCUCACGAUUCCUGAGAAUGAUGAAUGGGUAUAUAGUGAUGGUAAAUCUACAACUUGUGUUGCCUUUAUUCUCCAAAUGUAUAAAGCAGCUGGAGUUUUUGGUCCAGUUGCAGAUUCUAUUCAAGUAACUGAAUUCACUAUCCGUGAUGCUUACAUGCUCAAAAUUUUUGAGAAUAACCAGACACGACUUCCAAAUUGGUGCAACAAUGGUGACGAUAAGCUACCAUUUUGCCAAAUUCUUGGUAAGUAUCGUAUGGAACUACCUCUAUACAACACUUUAGAGCCGUAUGCCAACAUGAAUGAGAACUGCCCUUCUCUCCCUCCGACGUAUGAGCGGCCUAUGCAUUGCUAAGUUCCCAAAAUUUAGGCGAAGCCUCAGUUUGUAUCAAUGUCACGUAUGUUGAAAACUUUGUAUUGUGUCAUUUCCUUAUGUAUCUACUUGCUAAUAUUGCAGUUACAGAAAAGAGUACACAUAAGCAGUAAUUUCUUCCACUUGUUAUUCCCAGAAGAUUAUUGUUUUGUAUAUAGUAUAGCUCUUUAUAUGAUUCUCGAA